Molecule: messenger RNA, 2195 nt
Organism: Striga asiatica
Lineage: Eukaryota; Viridiplantae; Streptophyta; Magnoliopsida; Lamiales; Orobanchaceae
Source: the annotation of a GenBank genome assembly
UUUAAAUUUAUCCCCGAAUUUUGAUUUUCAUAAAACCAAGAUCUUGAUGAAAUUUUUUAUGAGAGCAUUUGACUACUAAAUAAAGCUAUAAUCAUUAAGCCUAGUUUAAUAAUUUCGCUUUUUUUUUCCCUUGCGUUCUUGAAAAAAUCUGCAGUUUUGUCAAGCGCAUGACAAAUAAAAUAAACUAGCAUUAGGCUAUUUGCCAGAAAUUUUUAUUUUAUCUGAAGAAAAAGCACAAAUACACGGCCAAAAAUUGAUCUUCCCAUUUUGUAAGCAUUCUUACGCCCAGAGUUUGAGUGAAUCAAGAAGUCGAAGAUGGAAAUUGAUGAAGCAAUAAAAGAGAGCGAUGAUAGAAGGUUGAAGACAAAAUACAACAAUGCCGUCUAUGUUAUACAAAGGGCUCUUGCUCUUUACUCUGUUGACGAGCUUGCCUUUAGUUUCAAUGGAGGAAAGGAUUCAACUGUUUUGUUGCACCUUCUUAGAGCUGGCUGUUAUUUGCAUCGUUCCAACUUGGAUUCGGGAGAAGCUGGAAACAAAUUUCCCGUAAGGACAAUUUAUUUUGAGAACCCAACUGUCUUCCCUGAGAUCAACUCAUUCACUUAUGAUACUGCUUCUGCUUACAAGUUGCAGAUGGACAUAAUUCGCCUGGAUUUCAAGUCUGGCCUUGAGGCUCUUCUAAAGGUUAACCCUAUUAGAGCGAUUUUUCUUGGUGUCCGAAUUGGUGAUCCAACUGCGGUGGGGCAAGAGCAAUUCUCUCCUAGCUCACCAGGAUGGCCACCUUUCAUGAGAGUGAAUCCAAUCUUGGAUUGGUCAUACAGAGAUGUUUGGGCCUUUCUCUUGACUUGCAAGGUUCCCUACUGCAGCCUUUAUGAUCAAGGUUAUACUUCAAUUGGUAGCAUUCACGACACGGUUCCCAAUGCACUUCUGCGCUGUAACAAAUCCAGCAACAGUGAAGAUAAAUUCAAACCGGCAUAUUUACUUUCUGAUGGAAGAUUAGAAAGAGCAGGCAGAGCUAAAAAAAUUAUUUCUCAGCCAUCGUCAGCCAAUAAUAUUAACGGCUCGAAAAAUGAGGAUUUAUGUGCAGGAAGAAGUACUUUCACAGCCUCACUCAUUGCUGUUGGGGAUGAAAUCCUAUUUGGCACUGCUGAGGAUCGGGUGGGACCCGUUUUGCGUAGAAAGCUCCAUUCUGUAGGCUGGGCUGUUUCACAUGCCGCAAUUACCAGAAAUGAUAUUGAUUCUGUCGCGGAUGAAGUUGAGAGACAAAAGUCAACAAAUGACAUUGUUUUUGCAUAUGGAGGGGUUGGUCCAUUACCAUCAGACGUCACUAUAGCUGGUGUCGCUAAGGCAUUUGGUGUCAGAAUGGCUCCUGAUGAAGAAUUUGAGGAAUAUUUAAGGCAUCUCAUAGGAGAAAAGUGCACUGGACAUCGGAACGAGAUGGCUCAUUUGCCUGAAGGGAUCACCGAGUUAUUGCAUCAUGAGAAACUGAAAGUGCCUUUGAUCAAAUGCCAAAAUGUGAUAAUACUUACGGCAACAAAUGCAGCCGAGCUAGACCAAGAGUGGGAUUGCUUGAUUGAGUUAAUAAGAUUCGAUGAACAAAUUAGUGAACCAUUUGUGUCCAAAAAACUGGCGGCAUCAAAUCUUUCUGACGGUGUUAUCGGGAAUCAAGGCAAGGACAUAAAGAGAAUUAAUGCUGCUGUUGAAGCAUUGGGCCGGAAGUUUCAUCCUGGCGUGUUUUCUGAAGUCGACCAAAGUACAUGAAAUGUUACAACAAAACGAGUCGUUGGAGAAGCUUAUUAGUGAAGAGAAAAGAAUGUGGGAGGAAAAAUUGAAAAGGAAAUAUAUAAUAUGAAUACUAGGAAAAAUGUUCAGUAUACUUCAGCCACAGGUGUAGUUCUUGCUAUAUUAUUAUGGAAAAAGCUAAUGAUUUUGGCAACAAUGACGAAAAUUUUGUCACUUGAAGAAAAGCAUGAAACGAUCUCAUAGGUAUUUUUAUGAAUGUGAACUAAAUAUAUGUUUCGUUAUCGACUCAAAUUUCUCAUGCCUUGGCUACAUUUUGAGCUGUAAAAUUUGUUCUCUUCGUGCUGUGUGGCAGUUAUUCGAAUUGGGUACACUUCGUACAACCCUUAUAUACGAGCGCUCUCAUGGUAUAACCCUUAUAUACGAGCUCUCGCAUUCAAAUCACCCGAUUCGCAACC